This is a messenger RNA of Dreissena polymorpha, 684 nucleotides long. Its product is annotated as polycystic kidney disease protein 1-like 3. The record is from RefSeq and is a predicted model, not a curated record. The coding region runs from base 1 to 684 and encodes 227 amino acids. Lineage: Eukaryota; Metazoa; Mollusca; Bivalvia; Myida; Dreissenidae. The transcript is spliced from 2 exons.
AUGUUUGGACAAGACAAUGGAACAGUGAACGAACAAAAUGAAAAUCUAUUUCCGGACAAAGACGUUUUUCAAGAUUCUGUUGGCACCCUCGACCAAGAGCUUCAAGAAAUCAACAAUACUGUAUCACGAACUGAUCAAUCAAACACAGGCAUCCCCAACGCUAGCACUGAUUCAAGUCGUCCUUCAGGCAUCUCCAACACUAGCACUGAUUCAAGUCGUCCUUCAAGCAUCCCCAACGCUAGCACUGAUUCAGGUCGUCCUUCAGGCAUCCCCGACGCAUGCACUGAUUCAAGUCGUCCUUCAGGCAUUCCCAACGCUAGCGCUGAUUCAAGUCGUCCUUCAGGCAUCCCCAACGCUAGCACUGAUUCAAGUUAUCCUUCAGGCAUCCCCAACGCUAGCAUUGAUUCAAGUCGUCCUUCAGGCAUCCCCAACGCUAGCAAUGAUUCAAGUCGUCCUUCAGGCAUCCACAACGCUAGCACUGAUUCAGGUCGUCCUUCAGGCAUCCCAAACGCUAGCACUGAUUCAAGUCGUCUUUUAGGCAUCCCCAACGCUAGCACUGAUUCACGUCGUCCUUCAGGCAUCCCCAACGCUAGCACUGAUUCAAGUUGUCCUUCAGGCAUCCCCAACGCUAGCACUGAUUCAAGUCGUCUUUUUCAUGAUAACUGGUUAACGCAGAAAAUCUAA